UGAAAUUGCAAUUAAUUUGCCAACAAAAUGAAGAUCGGCUUGUGUUCAUUCAGCGGGUACAAAAUCUACCCUGGCCAUGGCAAAACCAUGGUUAAGGUUGAUGGCAAGAGCUUCACCUUCCUGGACAAGAAGUGCGAGCGGUCCUAUCUGAUGAAGCGCAAUCCCCGCAAGGUUACGUGGACCGUGCUUUACCGCCGCAAGCACCGCAAGGGCAUCGAGGAGGAGGCCUCCAAGAAGCGCACUCGCCGUACCCAGAAGUUCCAGCGUGCUAUCGUCGGCGCCUCGCUGGCCGAGAUCAUGGCCAAGCGCAACAUGAAGCCGGAGGUGCGCAAGGCGCAGCGUGAUCAAGCCAUCAAGGUGGCAAAGGAGCAAAAGCGCGCCGUUAAGGCCGCAAAGAAGGCCGCUGCCCCCGCACCCGCCAAGAAGUCUGCGCCCAAGCAGAAGGCCGCUAAGGUCACGCAGAAGGCCGCUCCUCGCGUCGGUGGCAAACGGUAAAUAAUGCCUGCCCCCCGUCGGUAGUGAUGUGCUAAAGUUUUAAUAACAGGAUCUAAGAAACCAGAAGUGAAACAAAAAUUAAAACGCCUCAAAUGCGAAUUUGUGGUUACAAAAAAAAAAGUCAA
This is a messenger RNA of Drosophila serrata, 620 nucleotides long. RefSeq names its product ribosomal protein L24 (gene RpL24). Gene Ontology annotation, cellular component: cytosolic large ribosomal subunit. The record is from RefSeq and is a predicted model, not a curated record. Gene Ontology annotation, molecular function: mRNA binding; structural constituent of ribosome. Gene Ontology annotation, biological process: cytoplasmic translation. Lineage: Eukaryota; Metazoa; Arthropoda; Insecta; Diptera; Drosophilidae.